Molecule: messenger RNA, 1333 nt
Organism: Sesamum indicum (sesame)
Lineage: Eukaryota; Viridiplantae; Streptophyta; Magnoliopsida; Lamiales; Pedaliaceae
Product: peroxidase 51
Biological process (GO): hydrogen peroxide catabolic process; response to oxidative stress
Molecular function (GO): heme binding; peroxidase activity
Source: RefSeq, a predicted model, not a curated record
AUCAUCGUAUUUAAAGAUAAUUUUUCAACUUCACAUAAAUAAUCAGUAAUCUAAUCCGUUACAGGUUGAAGAACCCUGCGGUCUUAUAGACCAAACACGUACAACUAAACAACCUUGUAUAACAAACCUUUUUCUUUCACUACACUCGUCAUCCUAUUGCUCAAUUCUAACUAAUCCCUUCAAUAUAUAUUACACCAACUUCUCUUCCUACAAUCAAUUGUGCAUGUGAGAGUGAGAGGGAAUGGAUAAGUACUACUGCAAGAGUUUGUGUUUCUUGAUAUUAAUGUUGAUCGUGACGAGGAUGGGUGAAGCGCAACUGAUGGAGAACUUUUACAGCUCAAGCUGUCCAAAUGUUGAGGCCAUUGUCCGGCAGGUUGUGCGAACAAAGAUAAACCAGACGUUCGUCACCAUUCCAGCCACUCUUCGCCUCUAUUUCCAUGACUGUUUUGUCGAGGGAUGUGAUGCCUCUGUUGUUAUUGCUUCACCGAAUAAUGAUGCCGAGAAAGAUGCUCCAGACAAUCUGUCACUAGCAGGAGAUGGCUUUGACACUGUUGUCAAGGCAAAACAAGCAGUAGAGGCUCAGUGCCCUGGCAUAGUAUCAUGUGCCGACAUUUUAGCUAUUGCUGCUAGAGAUGUUGUGUUCCUGGCUGGAGGUCCUGCAUACGACGUGGAACUGGGAAGGCGUGACGGACUCAUUUCCCAAGCUUCUCGCGUAGCAGGAAAUUUACCAGAGCCAACUUUCAAUCUCAUCCAACUCAACACCAUCUUUGCAAAGAAUAAUCUGUCCCAGAUUGAUAUGAUUGCACUAUCAGGAGCUCACACACUAGGAUUUUCCCACUGCAACCGUGUCGCAAACCGGCUCUACUCAUUUUCUCCCUCCAACCCUGUUGACCCUGCCCUGGAUCCAACCUAUGCACAGCAGUUGAUGCAAGAAUGCCCACAGAAUGUGGACCCACAGAUAGCUAUAAACAUGGACCCUGUAACUCCACAAACAUUUGACAAUGUCUACUUUCAGAAUCUAGUCGGAGGGAAAGGUUUGUUUACAUCUGAUCAGGUGCUGUUCACUGACCCAGCAUCUCAACCUACUGUGAUGGAUUUUGCCCAAAACUCUGGUGACUUCAAUGGAGCUUUUAUCACAGCAAUGACGAAGCUUGGCCGGGUUGGCGUAAAAAUCGGAAACCAAGGAGAAAUAAGAAGGGACUGCACUGCAUUCAAUUCAUAAAUUAUACUCAAUGCAAACAAACACUUUUACCUACUUGAAACGAAUACAAAAACAAUAAUGUUCACUUUUCUUUACAGAUUCGAACGCAAUAAAAUGUCUCAUUUUUAUUUC